UACCAGAGGAGCUGAGAGGACAGAAGGGAGAUACGCUGUUUUGUUGGUUGCAGGGGACACCGAUAACAUUCUGAGAGAGAGAGCCAUAGGUAGGCCAGAGGAAGCCUGUUGAGGGAGUCGGUUAUCAGUAUCUGCUGGUUUCUGCAAGACAAAUCGCUCAUACAGGGGGUAAAUCUAGUCAGCCGGUUUCUCUGCUGUGAAGGAUGUCUCGAGGGGAGAUGCCGCCAUCCUCCAAGGGAGCUUUGUUGCUCCUCCUAGCCUGCCUCGGUGGCUUGGCCCUGGGAGAGGUCGGGGACUUUUCUCACUGUCUCGAUUUCUUCUAUAAGAGAAUGCCGCCGCAGGGCAUCAACACCGAGCAGGGCCGGUAUUUGGCGCCGAUAUGUCAACGCUACAAGAACCAGUACCGCUUUGCCAGCCUGUACCACAGGCAGCAUCGCACGCCGUGGUACUCUGCCUACAUAAUCACCCCUCCAGCAGGCAAACGACCAGCCAGCAAAUGGAUGUAUGAACCACAGCUUGCCUUCUCCAAAGCCCCCCAAGAAAUGUCUCCAUUCCCAUCUCGGAAGUUCAUCGACCAGAAUCUGAUGGAGAGCCAGGCAAUGCUCUUAGACUACACCAACUCCAGCUACACCAAGGGCCACCUCAACCCCAGCUUGCACCACCAGGAAACACUGGACCGCCGGGCCACCUUCACCCUGACAAAUAUUGUCCCUCAGCAGAAGGGCUCCAAUUCUGGCCCCUGGGCUCAGCUGGAGGUGGAGGUGAAAACCAGGUUUUUGACCUUCUGUGACGGCCCCAUGUAUGUGAUCACGGGGGCCAUACCCUACCUCUCUGGGGACCGCUGGAUCAAGAACCGGGUGGCGGUGCCUGAGUACAUGUGGUCUGCCUACUGUUGCCCAUCCUACAACGCCAGCCUUCCCGAGUCCGCACGGAUCCAUUUCCCCACGUACGCCGCGGUGGGGAGAAACGACCCCCAGAGCGGAGAGGACAUCGUGCCAGUGGAUCGCGACGCCAGACCCUCCCCGCGGGGCUAUGAUGUGAAGCAGAUGCCUUUGGAGGCCCUGGAAGCUAUCCUGGAACAAAGGCUGGGCAUGCCCGUCAGCCUUUUUCACGAGCAGUGUGGGUGAAGACUGAGGU
Messenger RNA from Lampris incognitus (smalleye Pacific opah), 1137 nucleotides. RefSeq names its product endonuclease domain-containing 1 protein-like. The transcript is spliced from 2 exons. The record is from RefSeq and is a predicted model, not a curated record. NCBI's taxonomy places the organism in Eukaryota, Metazoa, Chordata, Actinopteri, Lampriformes, Lampridae. The coding region runs from base 204 to 1127 and encodes 307 amino acids. Gene Ontology annotation, molecular function: metal ion binding; nucleic acid binding; hydrolase activity.